AUGUCUUCAUCAUCAGAUAGUGAUUCUGAGCGUGAGAUCGAAGUAAACAGACUUGGUGAAUGCGAAGUAUGCGGUCAAAACAGAGCCAAAUACACCUGCCCUAAGUGCGAGGUAAAGACUUGUUGCCUUCAGUGUGUAAGAAUACAUAAAAAGGAGCUGGAAUGUGAUGGCAUCAGAGACCGCACGAAGUUUAUCAGGAUAAAAGACUUCUCGGACACGGACCUGCUGAGUGAUUACAGACUACUGGAAGAGUGCGCCCGUUUUGUAUAUGGUGUUAAAGUAGAUGAGAAGAAGAAAUACACUAGGGUUGACAAGGAAUUACCUAUUUAUUUAUUUAAGCUCAAAAUGGCAGCCAGGCAGAGGGGUACAGCUUUACAAUUCUUAGCACAGAACUUCUCGAGGCACAAAGUUAAUACCACCAGGUAUAACAAGAAAAUGAAUAUUAUCAAUUGGAGAGUGGAGUGGGUGUUUCCUAAUGUGGAGUCAGAGCCUCUGAAGUUUGUUGAUGAGAGGUGUGGAGAACACAAGAGGCUGUCAGAACUGCUGGACAAGUAUCUGAACCCUGAUGCCUUGCCUUUUGAGGGAUCAAAGGCAUUGUCUUACUAUAAAUCAGUGGGCUUUAGUGGGGUUAAAAUAUUACUGAGAGCUGAGAAAGUAAAAGGCUCUGGAAAGAAGUUUUUUGAACUAGAUCCAACAGAAUCUUUGGCUGAAAACCUGUCUGGGAAGUGCAUAGUGGAGUUCCCAAUUGUAUUUGUUGUACUCAAAGACCAUGCAUACAACUUUGAGAUUAUAACAUCAGAAGAUGAAUUCGAAGAAAAAUCUGGCACUAAUACUGAAAAAGUAAGUACCAAUAAUAAAGAUAACAGUACAUCAUUAAUCAAUGGGAAACCAGAUACUGCAAUCAAAACUGAAGGCACCACAAAUGGAACUACAGAACAUUCCAGGAAGAGACCUAGACAGCUACUCACAGAGAAAGUAGCCCAGGAGAAGAAGAUGGAGAUUGAGAACGAGAUAAAAGCAGCAAAAAAGAAGAAACCAAAGAAUCUCCUGUUCACCACAGGAUACUCUUCAGAGGAGAGUAUAGAGGAUAAUAGUGAAAAUGAAGCGGAAGCCCAGUAG
Spodoptera littoralis (African cotton leafworm) is the source of this 1119-nucleotide messenger RNA. Lineage: Eukaryota; Metazoa; Arthropoda; Insecta; Lepidoptera; Noctuidae. The record is from the annotation of a GenBank genome assembly.